Protopolystoma xenopodis is the source of this 516-nucleotide messenger RNA. The record is from the annotation of a GenBank genome assembly. NCBI's taxonomy places the organism in Eukaryota, Metazoa, Platyhelminthes, Monogenea, Polystomatidea, Polystomatidae.
AUGGUUGGUGGCGACGUGGUGCGGUCGAGAAUGACGCGAAGGUCGGUCGACGUGACCGCUGGCCAAAGGGCGACUGGGCGUGAAGGUUGCGUGACCGGCUUCGAACGUGGUCCUCCUCGUCGUCGGCGUCGUCGUCCUCGUCCUCGUCCUCGUCCUCGUCGUCGUCGUCGUCGUCGUCGGCCAAAGGCUUUGCUUCCCGAACGGGGUGCUUCGGCCACAAGAGCGCAUCGUGCGCCGCGGCUGGGGCGCGCUGGCGGCGCGACUCGAGCCUGUCCGCUGGUCGGUUGUCGCGUGUCCCGGGCCAGUGGAGCCGCAAGACCGCAGGACUCGCGCGAGCUCUACGAAAUCUAUCGUCUUGACGACAAUCUCGACCACCUCGACGACGUUGACGACGUCGAGGAGGGCAAAGAGGUGAGUGAGUCGAACAAGAAGAAACAACACACCUGCACAAUUAGUCUCCUCGGUCGGUCGGUCGGUCGGUCGGUCGGUCGGUACCACUUGGCUGGUUCGGAUUGA